Messenger RNA from Mirounga angustirostris (Northern elephant seal), 4465 nucleotides. It is a transcript of the gene FTCD, whose product is annotated as formimidoyltransferase cyclodeaminase. The coding region runs from base 2671 to 4296 and encodes 541 amino acids. Gene Ontology annotation, molecular function: transferase activity; folic acid binding. The record is from RefSeq and is a predicted model, not a curated record. Lineage: Eukaryota; Metazoa; Chordata; Mammalia; Carnivora; Phocidae. The transcript is spliced from 14 exons.
GGGAGGUCUCGGUCUCCUCCCCUGAGGGGGCCAGCAGCUGGUUUCCCCAAACGCAGAGCCUGAGGCAAGGAUUCCGUCUGGGCAGGACAGCUAUAGAAUCUGCAGAGCCUGGUGCAAAAUGAAAACACAGGUCCCUUGUUCAAAAGUAGGAAUUUCAAGACAGCCAGGGCAGCAGGUUGGAUAGAGAGGGGGGCCCAUGCAGCUGUGUGGAUUCCGGGGAAUCUGUUUAUUUGGGAGAUGAUUUGACACACACACAACCCUGCCCCCAGUGGAGCCAUCAGGUCGCUAUCUCUCCUGAGGUCUUGAGGACAGGUGACCUCCUAGGCCCCCAGUCAGGACCAGGGCCUGGCAAAGGCACCUUCCUGGGCCUUGGCUGUGAGUGGAGGGUCUCUGGUCACUUCUCUGCUGUGGGUGUGAGGAUGAAAGUAUUGGGGUGUCUGGACCAACUUCAGUUGGGGCAACCUGUCCCUCGGUCCUCACAGCCCCAUGUGUCCCAGAGGCCCCAGCACCUUAGGAUACUCUUUCAUCAGCUUGGGCAGCCAGAACGUGCACCACAGAACAGGGUGGUUCAGAGGACAUGCUGGAGGCUAGACGUCGCAGGUCAAGGCGUUCACAGGGCUGGUUCCUCCUGAGGCCUCUCUCCUGGGCGUGUGGAUGCUGCCUUCUCCCUGUGUCCUCAUAUGCUUGUCCCUGUGCAUGUCUGUGUCCUGCUUUCCUCUCACUAUAAGGACACCAGUCAGAGGAGAUUAGGGUCACCCUACAACAGACAUAAUUUUAACUUUAUUACCUUUUUUUUUUUUCAAAAUAGAUACUUUUAUUUUAAAAGGCUUUAAAAUUCAUUGUUAAUGACUGUUAAUUAUUUUUAAAUUUUAUUUUAUUAUGUUAUGUUAGUCACCAUACAAUACAUCAUUGGUUUUUGAUGUGGUGAUCCAUGAUUCAUUGUUUGCCUAUAACACCCAGUGCUCCAUGCAGAACGUGCCCUCCUCAAUACCCAUCACCAGGCUAACCCAUCCCCCCACCCCCUCCCCUCUAGAACCCUCGGUUUGUUUCUCAGAGUCCAUAGUCUCUCAGGGUUCGAAGAUAGUAGGAAGGGAAAAAUGAAGGGGGGGGGAGUGGAGGGGGAGAUAAACUUUAUUACCUUUUUAAAGACCCUGUCUCCAAAUAUAGCUGCAUUCUGAGGUGCUGGGGGUCAGCGCUUCCACAUAUGAUUUUGGGGGUGGGCACCAUUCAGUCCAUAACUGACUCCAGCCUCCCCUUCCAACCACUGGACACCAACCCCCAGCGGGGGGACUCUGCCACCCUGGGGGCCUGUGGAGGGUGUACAAAUUUGGUGCUAGGGCUGCUUGUUGGAGGAAGGACUGGUGGGCACUCCUGGGCACCGCCGGGAUGCAGGCUCUCUUGGGUGAGCCUCGGUGUUAGGACCCAGGUUUGGAAGAAUGCUUUUGUUGGGCCUCUGCUCUCUGCCAGGUCCUGCUAGGCUCCCCAGCCCCCUGUGGGACCUAGAAGUGGAAUAGCUGUCCUCACAUUCUCCCAGGGGAGCCGGCUGGAGAGGACCUGGCUGCCCCCAGCCUCCAAGGGUCUCUGGGCUUGUCUGGCUGCUCCAGGGGUGGCUGCUGGAGGGCUGGGGCCCCAGGGCCCGUGCAGCCGGGGGUCUCCUCACCUGUGCCCUGUGGCCGCCCCUGCAUUGCCGUGGCUGUGAGGGCGCCCGGGCCGGGAGGAUGACAGGUGGGGUCUGCUCUGCCUCUGGGAGGGCCCUGCGGGGUUUUCAAAGUGCCCUGAGAGGCGGGGCGUUGAACCUCAGGUCCGAGGCGUCCGUGCACUGCUGGGGUAUAGCCACGUGAAGGAAGCUCUGCAGACUGGAAGUGCUGCCCCAUUCAAGACAGUGUUGACCCGCUGGCUCUCUGGGUGCAGGGCCCUGGGCUGCUGGCCUGGGCACGUCAGUCCUUUGUGAGGAGCCACCGGCCUCAGGGAAGAGCAACUGGGAGAGCUGGGCUUCAUCGUGACCACUUGCCCUGCAGGCCCAUCCACGUACAGCACAGACUUGACCCCUCCCCCCACUCUCCUGCCUGACCAGGCCGAGCUGACCUCUGCCGAGGGCCAGGUCCACCAAUGGGGCUUCACACACGACCUCUCUUGUCUUCCUGCUACCUCAAGCUCCGAAGCUGACAUGAAGAAAUUUAGCGGGUCACAUGGAGGGGCACAUGGAGGGUCCCUGGAGGGUCACACGGAAGGUCACUGGAGAGUCACUUGGAACAUCACUGGAGGGGCACUUGGAGGGUCACAGGAACAACCACCAGGAGUCCCUGGGCCAAGCUGGGAUUGGAGCCUGGGCUGACCCGAGUCCACCCCCCCCGGGGAGGACUUUUACCCCCUGAGGGCCCUGGUCACAUGUGCUGCUUUCAGGGGAGCCGGCCGGCCCCCAGCUGGGUAGGGGAUCCCUCCUCCUCCAUUGUCCGGCUCACAGGGUCUGGCCCCCUUCCUGUUCUGCUCCAUGUUUGCACAGGGACCACAGCCUGUCCCUCCUUGCCAUGACUGGUGGUUAAUCAGCAGCCCGGCCACCAUGGGAGGGCCCUGGUGGGUGGAUAAAGGCCCCACCAGGCACCGGAGGGCAGUGUCCCUCCUCCCCUGCAUCCACCCUGUGAGAGGAGCGCCAGGAUCAAGGCCCAGAUCAUGUCCCAGCUGGUGGAAUGCGUUCCCAACUUCUCAGAGGGGAACAACCAGGAGGUGAUUGACGCCAUCUCUCGCGCCGUGGCACAGACCCCGGGCUGUGUGCUGCUGGACGUGGACGCUGGCCCCUCCACCAACCGCACCGUCUACACGUUCGUAGGGCAGCCCAAGGACGUGGUGGAGGGGGCCCUCAAUGCCGCCCGGGUUGCCUUCCAGCUCAUUGAUAUGAGGCAGCACCAAGGGGAGCACCCUCGGAUGGGCGCCCUGGACGUGUGCCCCUUCAUCCCUGUGAGGGGCGUCAGCAUGGAUGAGUGUGUGCUCUGUGCCCAGGCUUUCGGUCAGCGGCUGGCCGAGGGGCUGGGUGUGCCAGUGUACCUCUAUGGCGAGGCGGCGCGCACAGCCAGUCGCCGGACCCUGCCUGCCAUCCGGGCUGGGGAGUACGAGGCCCUCCCUGAGAAGCUCAAGCAGGCUGAAUGGGUGCCCGACUUCGGCCCCAGCUCCUUUGUCCCCAGCUGGGGGGCCACUGUCACGGGGGCACGGAAGUUCCUCAUUGCGUUCAACAUCAACCUGCUCAGCACCAAGGAGCAGGCCCACCGCAUCGCCCUCAACAUUCGGGAGCAGGGGCGUGGGAAGGACAAGCCAGGACGCCUGAAAAAGGUUCAGGGCAUUGGCUGGUACCUGGUUGAGAAGAACCUGGCCCAAGUGUCCACAAACCUCUUGGACUUUGAGGUCACAGCACUGCAUACGGUCUACGAGGAGACCUGCAGAGAAGCCCAGGAGCUGAGCCUGCCGGUGGUGGGCUCACAGCUGGUGGGCUUGGUGCCUCUGAAGGCCCUCCUGGACGCUGCCGCCUUCUACUGCGAGAAGGAGAACCUCUUCAUCCUGGAGGAGGAGCUCCGCAUCAGGCUGGUGGUGAGCCGGCUGGGCCUGGACUCUCUGUCCCCCUUCAACCCUAAGGAGCGGAUCAUCGAGUACCUGGUCCCCAGUGGCGGGCCUGGGCAGAGCCUGGUGGACAAGCCCCUGCGUGCCUUCGUCCGUGAGGUGGGCGCCCGCUCUGCAGCCCCGGGGGGUGGCUCUGUGGCAGCUGCCAGUGCAGCCAUGGGCGCCGCGCUGGCCUCCAUGGCCGGCCUGAUGACCUACGGGCGGCGGCAGUUUGAGCACCUGGAUGCAACCAUGCGGCGCCUGAUUCCGCCCUUUCACGCGGCCUCGGCUGAGCUGACCAAGCUGGUGGACGCGGAUGCCCGGGCCUUCCAGGCCUACCUGGAAGCCACGAAGCUGCCUACCAGCACACCUGAGGAGAGGGACAGGCGUGCGGCAGCCCUGCAGGAAGGGCUGAGGCGGGCAGUAGCCGUGCCCCUGGCACUAGCAGAGACGGUGGCCUCGCUGUGGCCGGGGCUGCAGGAGCUGGUGCAGUGUGGGAACCUGGCCUGCCGGUCGGACCUGCAGGUGGCGGCCAAGGCCCUGGAGACCGGCAUGUUUGGUGCGUAUUUCAACGUGCUCAUCAACCUGAAGGACAUCACCGACAAUGCGUUUAAGGACCAGACCCACCAGCACAUCUCUAGCCUCCUGCAGGAAGCCAAGACCCAGGCAGCCCUGGUGCUGGAGCACCUGGAGGCCCGGCGGGAGUGACGGCAGGUGGGGAGACCGCGUAGACUCCGCAGCCCUCGGUGCCCCUCCCCCUUCCUGGCAGCCUCCAGACACAGUCCCUGUGGGGCCCAGAGGGGGCUGGGGGAUCAAGGGUCCGCUUGGGGUGGUGGAGUCACCCCCCCGUCACUUGCAGCUUUUAGUAAAGUCAUGA